AUGAUGGAGGAGGUGGGUCUGAAGGAAGAGGAUCUCCAAGAUGUAGUAGUGGAAGAUGAGGAAAUCCCGGAAGAGGCCACCAGAUGGAUGGCGAUCGCCAGAGUCCACACGGAGAGAACCUACAGUCAGUAUUGGUUUUUCAGGAACAUGCGCUCUGCAUGGGAUCUGGCGAAGGACGUGAAAAUCAGACCAUUGGAAGAUAACCUCUACACCUUGCAGUUCGGUUGCCUGGGCGACUGGGAACGGGUGAUGGAGGAAGGACCUUGGACGUUCAAAGGGAAGGCGGUGGUACUGUCGCUUUACGACGGGAUCACAAAGCCCUCCUCGAUAGAGUUAAACAAAAUUGAUAUUUGGAUGCAGAUUCAUGAUCUUCCGGAUGGCUUCUACCCUAAGAUUAAAGCCUUAUCUGCAACAGUGGGAGAGUUCAUCUAUGCGGAGACCAAGUCGCAUGAUUUUGAAGGUAACUUUGCAAGGAUCAGAGUUAGAAUUAAUGUUACAAAACCUCUCAAGAACACAGUUUCGCUGGUGAUAAAGAAGAAAGACACAGUCCAAAGGGUCAUCUUUAGGGUGAAGUAUGAGCGUCUCCCGGACUGGUGUGCUGUUUGUGGAUACCUUGGGCAUCUUUUCAAGGAAUGUGGAGACGGAGUUCACCCUCCUAAGGCGCUAUUCUUCAAAGAUUUAAAAGCAACUUGGUCAAGAGGACCUGGGAGAGGUCCGGGAGAAGGAAGAGGAGCAGCUGACAGUUCAGGAGGACGGGGAGGGCGCGGCCGAGGCUGGUCUGGCAGAGGCCGGGGCCGGGGCCCGCCCCAACCUAACGCUGUUGAUGGAUACAAUGACUUGGGCACCGAUGGUCAUGACAGUGAUGUGGCUAUGAGCGAUGGAGAAAACAACAAGAAAAGAGGGGUCGCUGCAGCUGAACAAGUCCUUGGUGUGAUGGGAAACACAAGCAAGCAGCUGCUGUUGCCUCCCCCGGAGAUACCAACGAGCCCCUCAACGGUGCAAGAACCAAAGAGGAACAAGCUGAGUUCUGCAAAUUCAGAGAAAAAUACUGGGAAGAACACCUUGAUCAACAAAAACCUUGAUGCGCGUUUGGCGGGCCUCCAAGGGGGGUCUCGCCAUGCGCAAUGA
Molecule: messenger RNA, 1128 nt
Organism: Aegilops tauschii subsp. strangulata
Lineage: Eukaryota; Viridiplantae; Streptophyta; Magnoliopsida; Poales; Poaceae
Source: RefSeq, a predicted model, not a curated record